Nymphaea colorata (pocket water lily) is the source of this 2704-nucleotide messenger RNA. Its product is annotated as GPI transamidase component PIG-T homolog. Gene Ontology annotation, cellular component: GPI-anchor transamidase complex. Bases 122 to 2140 code for a protein of 672 amino acids. The record is from RefSeq and is a predicted model, not a curated record. Lineage: Eukaryota; Viridiplantae; Streptophyta; Magnoliopsida; Nymphaeales; Nymphaeaceae. Gene Ontology annotation, biological process: attachment of GPI anchor to protein. The transcript is spliced from 5 exons.
UCCUGGCCUCUCCGUCUCCGUCUCCAUCUCCGUCUCUCUCUUGGUUCUUGGUGUCACUAAUGGUGUUGGUUUAACAGAUGCUGGAGAAGAGGUAGGGACAUUCCUCUGUACGUAACUUCGUAUGGCUGUUCGAUGUCGGUUUUCCUUCGUUGUCUCCUCUAUAUUCUUCCUUCUCCUCUCCUGCUGCCUCCUGGCAGCAUUGAAGGAAGAGGAGUUCACAGAGGAGUUGCUGCUUCGUCCCCUGAGGGACCAGAAGGUCUUGGCUCAUUUCCAUUUCACCAGCCGUGUUCCUCUUGCUCAGGACUAUGGUCACCAUCAUCGCCUCUUCCCUAAAGCAAUAUAUCAAUUGGUCCAGAAGUUCAGGGUACGGGAAAUGGAGUUAUCAUUUACACAAGGAAGGUGGAAUUAUGAACGAUGGGGAGGGUAUGAUUAUAUGUCGGCUAGCAAUGCAAAGCCACCUGGGGUUGAGCUCUGGGCUGUCUUGGAUGCCCCAGCUGAUGAAAUCGAGACAGCUUGGAGAAAUCUGACUCAUGCUCUUUCAGGCCUUUUCUGUGCUUCCAUUAAUUUUCUGGAGUCAACCACUUCCUAUGCAUUCCCAAAUUGGUCUUUUAAGCCAGAUAGGACCCACAAUUUGAGGUAUGGUGCAUUGCCUCGUGAAGCUGUGUGUACAGAAAAUCUUACUCCAUGGUUGAAGCUUCUUCCUUGUCGAGAUAAAGCUGGGAUUGCUGAAAUAAUGGACAGGCAAUCCAUAUACAGAGGGUUCUAUCAUUCACAGCGUUUAUACAUCAGUUCAUCUGAAUUUGAUUUGGGUGCAAAAAGGGGAGAAUCAGGCACUUUUCUUGAACAAACUUUGACUCUUGUGCUUCAACCUAGUAUGCCAAGUGCUCAUUUCUCUGAGAAAAUAAUGCAGCCUAGUUGGUCUAUUGGUUCUUUGUUUGGAAAACAGAUAACCGGUAGGUGUGUUCUUGCAAAGUCCAGCAAUGUUUUCCUUGAGCUUGAAGGUGAUUUAGUUAAGAAACUGGAAAGUGUGGCUGCUGAUAUUCAGAUCAGUAGUCAUGAUGGUACUUUAUCUGAGCAGUCCUGGAGAAAUCCGGUCUUUGAAUUGUCCUCCAUGCCAGAUGGAAUACUAAGAGGAUUUGGCAUAUCAAAGAGGGGUGUUGCCUCAAAACUUCGCUCUGUAGUUUAUAAGUUCUCUGUAAAAAAUUCCACGCUUUCUAUACCUCUGAAUGUAGGCAUGACAUGGAAGCAACCUAUAAUAUGGAAUUCUUGUCAGGCACCAUUUCAUUCAAGUAGAUUUUUGAUGGGAAGUGGAAAUGCAAGAGGAUCAUUGGCUAUAUCUCUGGAAUCUACUUUGUCCACCAAAAAACAUCUGACUAGUAGCUGCUGUGCCAUUAUGGGAUCCAAUCAGCAUGAUAAUACAGCGGAGCUUAUGAUUUUCCAAAUUGUGCCUUGGUAUGUUAAAGUUUAUUUUCACACACUACAAGUCUAUAUUGAUGGUCAUCUCAUGCCAGUUUCUGAUAUAGUGAAGCGAAUAAGUGUCUCACCUUCAGUUGAUAGAGUGACUCCUGGCUUGAUGGAGAUUCUUCUUGUGCUACCUCAUAACUCAACAUCAGCAGCGCUGAUCCUUGACUUUGAUAAGGGAUUUCUUCAUAUUGAUGAAUAUCCCCCAGACGCCAAUCAAGGAUUUGAUCUUCCUUCUGCUCUUAUCAGUUUUCCAGGCUUCAAAACAAGCACAACCUAUCAUGAACAGAAGUUAUCAGCUGAAUCACCCUUGUUACAUAAACUGCAGGAGGUGAUGUCUAGCCAGUUGUAUACGGAAGUGUUGCUUGUGCCAUUGGCUACACCUGAUUUCAGCAUGCCUUACAACGUAAUCACUUUGACAUGCACUAUGCUUGCCUUGUAUUUUGGUUCACUAUUGAAUGUUUUAAGGCGGCGAGUUGGUGAAGAAAAAAGAUACCUAAAAAGCAAAGCUGCUCUGAAAGGUGGUCUGUUAGUACAGAUGCUGUCCAAAUUGUCCACUAAGGUAAGGGGGAGAUCACAAGAAGCGGCAUCAUCACCAUCAUUGAUGAGGCGCACACUGUUCAGAGUCAUAUUGGUAGCCAUCUUUGCUGUUGCUUUGCAUUAUUUUCUGAACAAUUGAUCGAACUAUGAUUCUACGAUAGCAAAUGACCAAAGGUUGUCAUGAGUAAUUCCUUCUUAAGUUCCAUGUCAGAGGGUAAUAUGAAUGUUCUACCAUGUUCCAUAUGAGAUAUCCGGCGUGGAGGUAGGCCAAGUAUUGGCAAAUUGGGGAUUUCUAAGUGCAUGCCCAAGUAUUUAUAACUUCCUGGGUUGUAAUUGCUAUCUUAUUUGGUUCAGCUGCUAUAGCCGUUUGGAAUCCACAAACUAUCCUGACCGCAAACAUGUUCUUGAAUUUAUUGGAGACUUGAGCAAAACUCAAAUUGGAGAAGAAUAUGGUCCUUGGGUUCCUUUUACUGGAACUCUGUUUUUAUUUGUUUUUGUUUCUAACUGGUCAGGUGUUGUUUUACGUUGAAGAAUCAUACAGUUAUCUUGGAGUUACUUACACCCGGGAAUGAUAUUAAAUACUACUGUUGGUUUAUCUUUCCCCACGUCAGUGGCUUUAUUUUGUAUGCAGGCCUUACUAAAAGGGAUUCGGUUAUUGCGGUAAAUUGUUUUCAACUCACUUGGACAACGUUUCUGAGAUUCA